UUCCGAACUAAACUUGUCUGGGACGUUUCGUGUUGGUUCUUAUAAUAUAAUAUCUUUUUCUUUAUUAUAUUUACAGUAUACGAUUUAGUAAAUGUAGUUCUUUCAUGUAAAUUGUUUGUGAUUUCGUACUAAGUGCCAAAUUGAUGUCUCGACAAAAUUGGUAUUAUGGAACAGGGUGAUCAAAAUAUAAACAAAGAUAUGAUCGAUUGUGAUUUAAUCGACGUGGAAUCUUUGGAUUUUUCCGAUGAACAGACAUGGCUUUACACGACUCCAGAGGAUGCCAAUGCGGCCUUAGACAUAGUAGACUGGCAGCUGUCCUUUGACUGGCCGUUCACGGAGGACAAUGACUACCUUAAGACGGAAUCGGAACUGUACUUGGUGCUGGAUCAUGUGCUCAAAAGUGACGUUGCAGUACCUAACAAGCAUAAGUUCGACUCGCGAACAUUCGUCAAACCGAAGAAGCGGGCCCAACGACCAAGCAUUCAGAGCAUCGUGGAAAGCUCGCCGGCUCAAAACAAGUACCUGACCUACAACAAGUACUCAGCGCCGCUCGGGCCUUUGAGCCCUAUAUUGAGGCUGAAGACAUUUAAUGUGGAGACGGAUACGGAUAACAGCAAUGCGAUUAAAGAGUAUGCGAAGAGACGAAGCUUGGUCAGUGAAGAAGAGGCACAGCUGGAAGACGUAGACAUGACGCUAGUAUCAGAGGCGUCAGAGCGUCUGUCUUCAGACCACCUGCCUUCCAAACCCAUCAACAUCGAUCUAUCUCAGCCAGCACACAAUCUCCACAAUACCUUUAAUAAGGGCCUCACGAACAUAAUGAACGAACGCGGCAGCCUCAACAUGUACCAAAGCGGCGAGUCCUUAAUGCGCAUGUCGCCUCCCAGCCUGGUGUCUUCCCUCAUGAUGGAGAGCUCCGGCAACUUCAACCAGGAGUCCUUGGACAGUAGGAAGAGUUUGACGUCGCACAGGGAUUCAGGAAUAGCACCAGCAGGCCGAGAAAGCAUAGACCCAAUGAUGACCAGCAUGACCCUCUCCAUACUAGACGAAAAAGACAUGAGCACAAGCUUCCUCUCUCAAACCACCUACCCCGACAACGACAGCCUUAUGGACUCCCUUCCCCCCUCCCUCGUCAGCUCAGUCAACUCCUCAUACAUAGUCUCAAACAUGUCCAAAGCCAGGGAAUCCACAGACUCUAACAACAUCUUCAGCUCAGCAACAUUCACUCAUCUAGAACAAUCCGAAAAGCUACUCUCCGCUCGACCGCGCCACCAACCCUUCAAUCAUUUCCAAAAACGCGAAAACGAUAUCAGAAAAUCCGAAAGCUACACCAAAGCUAAAGAAGAGGCUUGCCAGAUCGACCCGAGCAAGGUACUCAUGGAAAAUGGCGAUAAAACCACAACUAAAACACCUAACAAAUCAGAAAUGUCCGAAACCGUUACUCUCCAUUAUUCUAACUCAAAAUUCAGGCGGGAUGAAAAAGAAAACUUGAAUUCUACCUUCGAAAAAGACGACGCCUUUUACAAAGACAUGAAUAUGCCUAGAACUGUAGAUUUGGGUAAAAAUAGCCUAAACGUUACCUUAGACAAACAGGAGUUGAAUGAGAUUAUUCAAGCGCGUCAGAAGCUGUCUCUAGCUAGAAAAGCUUUGCCUGACGAUAAACUGCCUAACCAGGCGGACGCGAUAAAAACCAUACAACUACCGAAUCAGACGAUCACGGUGCCUCGGCAUAGUAUGGAGAAUGCUUCUGAACUGUUGUCGAGAAGAAGAAUGAAUAAUAGUUUUGAUAAAGAGGAGCCUGCGACGAGAGAUACGCCUAAAAGGAAUGCUACGUUCAAGAAGGUGUCGCCGCGAGCAGCCUCUAUGGACGGUACUGUGGUAUACGCGGCGAAGAAGGAUGAGAGUGAACUGAUUGACAUCAAUCUGGCCACUACGAACCUUAUUGAGUCGAGUGAGAGGACAACACUUGAGGACUGGGGUUCGCAGCAGCGGGCGAUGGUGUGCUCUAGCGAGAGCACGGAUACCGGCACCUUCAGCUCCUCCAGUCCACCCGACAGCGUUCCUGAUACUCAGCAUGAUCCAACUCAUCCAAGUUCAAUAUCAUCAACACCCCUCAUAGGCCUCCGUAAACCUAAAGACCUUCUAAACAUCCACACAACCAUAUCUCCCAUCUACGAUAUGGUUGACGACAAAUCGUACACCGUAACUAAAACCUCUCCCAUGGAGCGAACUUAUGAUAAACUCAACAUGAAGCCAAGUCCUAACUCCUCGAUGGAUAAGACUUACGAUAUGAACGCUACAGUUAUUAAUAGUGCUACUAUGGUUAAGAAAAGUUCGGCUAAAAGAGAUAUUUUAGCGGGAAAAGUUAGUCCGGAUAAGAAAAUGUUUGGACCCAGUGCGCCGGUCAAAGCUCAAAGUAUGGGUUCGUGUGCUAGUGCAAUGGCGCCUCCGGUCGCGGUUCCAAGGAAAACUGGUCUUCCGACAUCUAAGCUCAGGCAGUACAGCUCACAUAAAGAACUCAGCAGGAUACCAGCCGGCAAUCCAGUAGCGGCGCGAGCGCUACCUCGCUCCAACAUGGUGCGACGCGGCGUGUACUCUUCUAACCCCGCCCUCAGCCCCACUCACCCGCGCCACCGCUCACAACUCACCCCGCGCCGAUACGACGAGACUCCUACACGCUCGAGGUGGACGACGAAGCGAAAUCAGCAGCGAAGCCCGUCGUACCGAACCAACCGGCGUUGAUCCGACAAGGCACAGAGACGCUACGCAGAGAACGGCCGCAGAGCCAAUUGGUGGCGCCAAAAGAUCUACGCUCGAGCGGCAUCGGCGUACCUGUCACUAUGAGGAACCAUCAUAUGCCGCCACCCACGACGCGGCCGUACUCGAUAGCCGGAGCGUCGCAACUCCGGGUCGUGAGGCCAGUUAGCGUGCCCGUACAGAAACCAG
This is a messenger RNA of Leguminivora glycinivorella, 2943 nucleotides long. RefSeq lists its product as uncharacterized. NCBI's taxonomy places the organism in Eukaryota, Metazoa, Arthropoda, Insecta, Lepidoptera, Tortricidae. The record is from RefSeq and is a predicted model, not a curated record. The transcript is spliced from 14 exons. The coding region runs from base 166 to 2739 and encodes 857 amino acids.